Paracoccidioides lutzii Pb01 is the source of this 1569-nucleotide messenger RNA. RefSeq lists its product as hypothetical. The record is from RefSeq and is a predicted model, not a curated record. The transcript has 4 exons. The coding region runs from base 1 to 1569 and encodes 522 amino acids. Gene Ontology annotation, cellular component: cytoplasm.
AUGUCUCUUGCCCCAAUAUUAGCGCCAGACCGGCAAUCGUCACCGGGAUUGGCCGUCAAUUUGGGAUCCAACAAUCCCUUUAGAAACCGUGCCGCGUCUCCCUCCAUCACCACCACAACCAGCCCCCUCCCUACCCCGCGACCACGCCCUGUGUCCACAAACCCGUUUCUAGACAACUCAGAAGUCUCAUUACCACUUUUUUCUCGAUCCAUUGGGAAUAUGUCACCGCGGAAAUCUUCACCUGCAGAUCCUCCAUUGACUGGGCAUGCUGCGGAACUCUUUGAAAACCUCUGCCUCGACAAACCAUCCAACUCACGGGAAAGACAAACCCAACCACGAAGAGAAAACAUCCCCCCAAAGGGACUCUCCGACGAUAAGCCCACUCGCCGUCCCAAUCGACAACCAUCGAAAGAGGAACUCCUGUCGCGCAACAAGGGAAAGACUCGCUUUGUUGCUGGAGACAUCUUCUCAGAUCCAAAGGAACCCUCGAAAACUCGCAGCCAUCGACGACCCCGACGCAACUCUGAGUCCUCCGUAAUGGACUUGCCUUCAAAACCCCUUGAUCCCGAAGAGGAAAGGCGAAGACGUGAAAGAAGACAACGAGAACGUGAUGCUAAAUACAAGGAUAAGGACGGCAAAUCUCGUAGCAGGAGAACAAAUGGUCAUAAACUUGAUGUGAUCGAUAAGCUGGAUGUUACCGGCAUAUAUGGAACUGGCCUCUUCCACCAUGAUGGACCUUUCGAUGCAUGCAAUCCUCAUCGCAACCGCAAAGGAUCGCGAGCUGCUCCAAUUAAGGCAUUUGCAAAGGAUUCGAGAAACAUGGCAAUUGGUGGGGCUGGUCCUAAUAACAGCAAUAUCGAUCUCAAUCUCUUCCACGGACGAGGAGCUGAAGGAUAUGCAGAUUAUUCAAGCACUGGUCUGUCCAGCAGCAAAAUUGGCCAAGGCGACAGCUUCGACCCGACAGCCAAACUGGAGCCAAUUCAUGGGGCUGAAAGUAUGGGCUUGGGAACCAGUACAUUCCUCGAAGGUGCUCCCGCAAGCCGUGCUGCCAUCCAGCGGCGUCAGAGUGAGAAUGAGGCGCAGGCCUUGCAGAAUGGAGGAAUACAGCGGAAGAAGAGUCUAGCACAGAAAAUCCGUGGAAUAAACAAUCGCGAAAAAGGUACCCGCGUUAUUUCAACGGAAUUUCUCUCUGACAGCGGCAACAACAAUACUCAAGCCAGCCCACCCCGAUCAUCCAAUUCCAAGCGGCAUAACGAGAGGAGCCCAUUUUCCCAACAGCAUGACUAUGACGAUGCGUAUGAUAAGAAGAGCGCCAAGAUUCAGUUACUUUCUGAUGAUGCCCUGGCAGAUAGCCUCCCCGCGACCAGGCAACGAUCAACGAGUAGCCCUAAGGUUAUUCCGGGCGAAAAAAGAAUCACUGCUGAACGGAGCUCGAGCAUCGGUGGCGGUGAAGAUGCAAAGACCCCUGGACAUGCUGUUAGUGGUAGCGGUGGCUUUAUCAAUCGAGUCAAGAGUUUGAGAAGGCCUCCGCAGCCUAAGAGAAGGGUGACUAGUGAGACUUCGCCUUGA